Molecule: messenger RNA, 2263 nt
Organism: Prunus avium (sweet cherry)
Lineage: Eukaryota; Viridiplantae; Streptophyta; Magnoliopsida; Rosales; Rosaceae
Product: Major facilitator superfamily protein
Biological process (GO): molybdate ion transport
Cellular component (GO): membrane
Molecular function (GO): molybdate ion transmembrane transporter activity
Source: RefSeq, a predicted model, not a curated record
AGUUGAAGUCACGUAGGAUAAUCGAACAUACUCAAUACGACGACGUUUGGAUUGUCCGCUACAGUAGUAUGCUGCAGAGAGAAAAUAGUUGCACUGUGUCAGAGACUCACAGACUUGCAGUUAUCGGCAGACCCCAAUUCCAUUAAUGAACGUCGACGUUUCAAAUCAUCUCCAAAUUCCAAUCCAUUGAGAUCUCAAGCCCGAAUUCGAACUGGUUCAAAUCUGCACCAAUGCCUCAAGAAAACUGGUUCCAAUCCCUGAGAUCCGAAGCUUCUCAUUCUGAUUGAUUCGAAUAAAAGCAAUAUUCAAAUGGGGGUGGUGAUUGAGAGCUCUGUUUGGGAGCCAAAUCCUGGCCUUUACAUAUUCAUCUUCUUCGCCUCUCUCUUCUCCAUCCUCGCCUUCCCUUAUGCUUCAAACAAGUACAGCAGCACUGGCAGCAGCAGCAUCUCCAGCAAAGCUCCGUCGCUCUUCGACCAUGGAAUCUCCCCCACCGCCUCCUCUCUCCGCUUCCAGAGGAACUUCCUUCUUAUCUAUUCUCUCGCCUCAGUGAUGGAGGGACUGUGGUCUGUAUUUGGUGAGUUUGAGUUAGCUUACUACGGUUUAAGCAGAGAGCAAAUGAUGUUUUCUCUCUGUGUUGGAUUUGCAGCUUCUCUUUUAAUUGGUUCCUUCUUAGGCGUACUUUCCGAUUUAAUAGGUCCAAAGAAAGUUUGUUUCCUCUUUUGCAUUCUACACCUCUUUCUUGGCUUGUGGAAGAGAAUUAUUGAUCAGCCGAGUGUUUUGGCUGCGAGCAUUUGUUUGUCUCUCGCAGCUUCGAUUUUUUCAUUCAGUUUCGAGACGUGGAUGGUAGUUCAACACGAAGAGCAAGGGCACAGGCAAGAUAUGUUGAGUGAGACUUUUUGGUUGAUGAGUUUCUUUGAGUCCGCAUCUCUCAUUGGAAGCCAGGUGCUUUCAAAUUGGCUCAUUGGUAAUAAUGUGGACAAAAACAUGGCAUCUCAUUCCACUGCAGCCAUCUUCUUGGCAAUAAUUGCCUUGGUUUGUCUUCUCAGAGGAUGGACAGAAACCCCACAGAAAGUAGCUCUUAAGGAGUAUAGGGCGUCUUUCUCUACAUAUAUUUUUGGUGAUAAAAGAAUAUGGCUUUUGGUGUGGGCACAGGCUUGCCUUCACUUCUCUGUAGCAGUCUUCUGGAUACUAUGGGCCCCUACUAUAGUGGCUGAUGGACGAGAAGUGCACCUAGGGUUGAUAUAUCCGUGUUUUUUGGGCUCAAGAAUGCUUGGAAGCACAAUAUUUCCAUGGCUCGUUAGUGGACUGUCAUCCCUGAGAACUGAGGAUUGCCUAGUAUAUGCAUUCAUUAUAAUGGGGCUUGUAUUGUCUAUAACAGCGUAUGAUUAUCAGGAAAUUGGAGUAUUAGUGACAUUAUUUUGCAUAUUUCAUGCCGGUCUUGGCAUGAUUUUUCCUUCACUAGCCAGAUUGAGGACAAUGUAUGUGCCUAAUGCACUGCGUGGGGGGAUGAUAAGCCUUUCUCAAGCCCCAGCAAAUGCAGCAAUUCUGCUUUUUCUGGUGCAAGGAAAAUACUACAAUAACAUUGGGAACUCAACAAUCAUAGCGUUUGCUGCCCUUGGACUAUUCACAGCAGCUGGUUGCAUGCACGUCUUGAAGCGAUGGGGGAAGCAACCAUAUCACAACUGGCAUAAACUCUGAUUUUAUACCAAACCAUCAGCGAGCUUAUUGGCUGAGUUGGUGAGUCCUGGAGAUCAUUAAUGACUAGCAGAAAUGAGUGUUUCAAAGAAUUUCUGUGCCUCUGAAUUCCACCUGAGGUAUGCGACUAUAGAAGUAUGGGGACAUAAAUACUGAAAAAACAACAAUAUGUUGUAAGUUGCAAAAAAUUGGAUUGAUAUGGUCUUGUGUAUUCCUUAGGAAUCAACUGAAUGACUAUGUGCAAGACAGAAACCAGUUAUCGGUUCCUUGUCACCGAGUUCAAUUCAAGUUGCCAAACCCAUCUGAACAUCUUAACUUUCUGGGCAGGUCUGGUGGUUAGGCAGGAGAAGAUGGGAUUUACAUGUUUACCAUCAGCCCUCUGCACAGUUUAGGGAUUUAGACCUCAGCAGUAGAGGCGAGAACUGCAAGUUUUUGUGAUCCUCAUUUUGAAGAUUUGUUUGUAAGUUUUGCACUGAACUGACACAAUUAGCAGUUUAGUUUGGCAAAAAUUGUACUUAAAUAUGUGGAACAGAAUGGAAAUGUCAAAAUUAUUGCCAGAUUUCUUUGA